This is a messenger RNA of Seminavis robusta, 1320 nucleotides long. The record is from the annotation of a GenBank genome assembly. Lineage: Eukaryota; Bacillariophyta; Bacillariophyceae; Naviculales; Naviculaceae.
AUGCUCGCGGUCAGCAACGUCCAUCAAGUCGCCAUCUGGACGGCGGAAUUCAGUCAGCACUGGAUGUCGUGGCUCGUGUAUGCGAUCGUGUUCGCGAGCCCAAUGCAAGUCCUGGUGUACUCAGGCGUGAUCAUCCUCGUGGGGUUGAUUGACUUAGUGACAUUCGUCACAGCAUCCUCGGAACUUGGCUCGGCAAUGAUUACGUUCUACGCAAUCUGUUGGAAUCUCUUCCAGUGGGCAUCAGAAGAGGAUAGGGCGCCUGCGUAUGUCCCAAAGAGGCUUCGCGGAACCAAGCCGUACCAACGUUGGGUGCUCAUCAGAGCAAGUGCAGCUGCUGCAGCAGUCAGACGAGGAGCACAAGCCAUCAAGUCCGUCAUAGCGGAUAUCGUGCAAUCACACGAAAGGACCGUGCAAGAGACGGUGAGAUCGAUCCCCAACGGUGAUCGUUGGGACGAUGAAGAUGGUCCGUACACGACGGCCGCGAACAAGCACGCGAAGGGGAGCGCUCCAUCCAUGUUGUGGGAUAUCGACAAGACCAACCAACAUCACGGACCGACAACGUUCCAGCUGUUCAUGAGGUUUCUUCACGCACUCAAAGGUGGAGCUGGUCUGGGAUGGAGCGAAGGAAGCCCAAUAGUGGCGAUGCAAUUGGUUCUCCUAUCUCUGAGCGGCUCAUUCAACAAUGGCUCCAGAGAUCACUCUUAUGACACGGACUCAGUUCUCAUUGCCAUCGACAACUGCUCAUCGAGGUGCAUUACCAACUGCAUGCAGGACUUCAUCGACACCCCAAAGAAGGUAAAUGUGUCCGUGCAGGGAAUAGGAGGCACAGUCAUGGCCACGUACAAGGGAACUAUCAGAUGGGCGAUCGAAGAUCAGAGCGGGAGAGUGCAUCAUUUCCUCAUCCCGGACACCUAUUUCAAUGCAGCCACGCCCUAUCGGCUACUGUCCCCACAGCACUGGGCGGCCGUGGCAAAUGACAAUUCACCAAACAAAAGAGGAACUUGGUGUGCCACGUAUCAGGACGCCGUGGAGCUGUUCUGGGACCAAAGGCAGUUCACGAGGGUCAUCCCACUGUCUCCGAGGAACAAUAUUGCAAUAGUCAGAAGUGCCCCUUCAUUUGCGAAGCUCCAUGCCUUUUGUGCAGAAGUAGCGCAAGAGAGCGGGCAGCAGCCAAUUGAUGAGUCGGAGCUAUUUGCCAUGCCCGCGGCGGCAGUGUCUGACGACGACAGCUCACAAGGAUUUCCAGCAGAGCGUGACCGAGGAAUUCAGAAUGCGGAAGGAUCUCGCAAAGAUCAGUCAAGUCCCAGUUGUGGACCAUGA